AUGCCAGCAGGGCUGUUGGAGACGAUUAAUGUUGAUAAGAAGGUGCUAGUGGAUAGGGUCAGGCAAGCGCUUUACGCCUCGAAGAUUUGCAGCUAUGCACAGGGCAUGAAUCUGCUGCGAGCCAAGAGUGUGGAGAAGGGAUCAAGAGGCGAUGACAGAAAUCCUGAGCUUGCCAAUUUGAUUGUUGACAGAGAGUUUGCAAGGGAGAUGGUGCAGCGGCAGAAUGCGUGGAGGUGGGUUGUGGCACGGGCGGUGGAGGCUGGCAUUAGCACACCAGGAAUGACUGCUAGCCUUUCGUACUUUGAUACCUACAGAUCAAGUCGAUUGCCUGCAAACCUGAUCCAAGCACAGAGGGAUCUGUUUGGUGCACACACCUAUGAGCGCAUUGACCGUCAAGGUUCAUUCCACACAGAAUGGAACAAGCUGGCGAGGAGAAGCAAUGGUGCAGCCAUUUGA
This is a messenger RNA of Miscanthus lutarioriparius, 456 nucleotides long. NCBI's taxonomy places the organism in Eukaryota, Viridiplantae, Streptophyta, Magnoliopsida, Poales, Poaceae. The record is from the annotation of a GenBank genome assembly.